AUGGCACCAAAGGAAAAAUGCGCUAAAUACCAGUACGUUGUCACUUCUUCGGGACCUCAAAUAGUCCCUGUACCAGACCAGGAAUCGAAGGAAGAGGAAUCGCCUGCUGAUUAUAAUGCUGGCGGUUACCUGCCUAUCAAGAUCAACGAUUCCUUCAAACAUGCCCGUUACACUGUAGUCCGCAAACUUGGUUGGGGUCAUUUUUCGACAGUAUGGCUCGUCAAGGAUGCGCAUCAACGCCGUCAUUCAGCUUUGAAGGUCGUUAAAUCCGCAGGUCGCUAUUCCGAAACUGCCCGAGACGAGAUAAAGCUGCUUUCUCAAGUCGCUGCCGCCAAUCCCCUACACCCUGGCCGCUCGCACAUCGUCUCCUUCUUCGACUCAUUUGAUCACCCCGCUCCGAAUGACCUGCAUGUAUGCAUAGUGUUUGAACCGCUUGGCGAGAACCUUCUUGCUCUUAUCGAGCGCAACAAGAAGAAAGGCGUUCCUCCACCAUUCGUAAAGAUUAUCUCUAAGCAGAUUUUACUAGGCUUACAGUAUUUGCACGACGAAUGCGACUUGGUUCAUACAGAUAUCAAACCUGAGAAUAUAUUAAUUUCAAUACCGGAUAUUGAAUCCCACAUUAAUACAGAACUUUCUCUGUCUUCCUCUCCCACGUCCCGUCGUCGUCGCAUUAUUGGCCGUGAACGCCAUGUUCAGAUAUUUGAUUCGCAACCACUAUCAAGCCCUUCGUCUAGGAGUGGUAGCAUCAGUGCAAGCGCAAGUCGUCACAAUUUGAAGAUGUCCGUGCCGAGUAUCAUCUCGCUUGGCCAAUCCUUUACCAGUUGUAGCGCCAAUCAGCCAUCAGAACCAUUGAGUCCUUCAAUAUUGUCGUCCUCUUCCAGCCUAGUCAGCACGCCACCGACAUCUGUUGGCCUGUCAUCCCCUAGCUCUUCAUCCCCGUCUACCACACCUAAUGCGAAUCCUACCUCCACACACUUGCCCAUAACCGUAAAGAUCGCUGAUCUUGGUAACGCAACUCCCUCGAGGAAACACUACACAGAGGAUAUCCAAACGCGGCAGUACAGAGCUCCUGAAGCCAUACUCGGACGUAAAGACUGGGGAACGCGCGUCGAUAUAUGGAGCGUGGCAUGCCUCAUAUUUGAGCUGCUCACUGCCGAGUACCUGUUUGAUCCACAUGGACAAGGUGAACUUUUCACUAAGGACGACGACCAUAUGGCGCAGAUUAUGGAGUUGAUGGGCGACUUUCCGAUGGAGGCCAAGAUGGAUGGGAAGUAUAGCAGAGAGUUGUUUGACCAUUCGGGGUCACUUCGGUACAUCAAGACCCUGAAACCGUGGCCGCUCAAUCGAGUCAUGACUGAGAAGUAUUUGUUUUCUUCUGCCGAAUCUGCAGAGCUGUGCGCGUUUUUGGAGCCAAUGCUCGCCGUUGAUCAACGGGACAGAAAGGAGGCUCGAGACGUCGUAGGGCAUCCGUGGCUGGAGGUGAAAGACGAAGAAUGGGUGGGUUUAGAAGACUGGUGAGCCAGCUAUCGCACGACCCCCAGUACAAGCCUCGAGGUCCUACGUCAUAGGACGUGGCAAUGCUCUUUCUUUUAAUGCUUUAUGCUUUAUCUUAUCUUAUUCUAUUUCUAUUCCUGCCUUUUUCUUUCUUCCGGGCUCACUGUUUCUCACACUGGAUUGACUGCACACUAGAGGUAUAUAUGGUGAAUAGAGGUUCCAUCUUCAUUCUUCCGACUCUUUGCUCUUCCUGGUCUUUUUUGGCAUUACGAGGUGAUUAUACGGGUACUUCAGCUGUCUGUUUCCCUUCUACUGCCAAGCUUUUUGUUUUUAUUAUUAUUGUUUCACCACAUAUACCCCGCAUGACUGUGACGACGUUACUCUUUGCUUGUGAGCAGGCUUUCUGUGUCUCCCCUGUUCUGCUAUUCCCGUCUGUACAAGUAGGCCAUGAUUGUACGACCUUUAUACAUAUGAUUCCACUUUGAACUUGCUGAGCCGGUCCGACUUCAAUCAAAACCGGUCAAACUUGCCAAUCUCCUCCCCCCUUGAUUAGGCUACGAGACUGCAACCAUACAACUCCCCUACUCGAACAUAUGGCUGAUAGCGCUAAAGAUGCAGUGUCGCAAGCUGGAGCUGCCUUCAGGGAGGACGGAAAAUUCGGGUCUGUGUUUGGGAGGGACUGCACAGAAGGUUGACCUUGCCUUCCCCUUUCUGGUACUGGGCGGCUCGAUUGUAGAGUUCACGACGGAUGGAUUAAUGGGAGGCACGGCACAGAUUGCAGGCGCAAAAAUCAGUGAAUCUGCUAAUACAAAACAGAACCCUCAGAGUGGGUCAACAGAUAGAUCGACUAGACCUGCAGAUCGUUGAUUCUUGUAUCGUGCGGUAGUUAUUU
Serpula lacrymans var. lacrymans S7.9 is the source of this 2386-nucleotide messenger RNA. RefSeq lists its product as uncharacterized. Lineage: Eukaryota; Fungi; Basidiomycota; Agaricomycetes; Boletales; Serpulaceae. The coding region runs from base 1 to 1518 and encodes 505 amino acids. The transcript is spliced from 10 exons. Gene Ontology annotation, biological process: spliceosomal complex assembly; regulation of mRNA processing; protein phosphorylation. Gene Ontology annotation, molecular function: ATP binding; protein kinase activity. The record is from RefSeq and is a predicted model, not a curated record.